AUGUGGAACAUGAUGUGCGACGUUAUGCCGACAAUCUCGGAAGACAGUAUUAGCCAAAGAAGUUCACAAUUCUCUGGCGAAGAUGCAAAUUUCGAACAGCUCAUGGUGUCUAUGUUAGAUGAAAGAGACAAGUUAAUGGACAGUCUCAGAGAGACUCAGGAACGCUUAGGUGAGACUGAAAUAAAGCUCCAGGAUGUCGAGAAAGAAAGGGACUCCCUCCAUAGACAAAUAGCGGCGAAUCUUCCACAGGUGCCCCAUUUUUGCGGAUACCUCUGGGCUGUGGCCGGCACUGGACUCACGCCACACUUCAAUUUGUGUGCUCAGCCAGUAAAUGGUCCUUCUUUCCGUCUGUAUAUCGUAUAUCCAUUGGUUUAA
Messenger RNA from Phaedon cochleariae (mustard beetle), 375 nucleotides. Lineage: Eukaryota; Metazoa; Arthropoda; Insecta; Coleoptera; Chrysomelidae. The record is from the annotation of a GenBank genome assembly.